Messenger RNA from Alosa sapidissima (American shad), 3302 nucleotides. It is a transcript of the gene slc29a3, whose product is annotated as solute carrier family 29 member 3. Gene Ontology annotation, molecular function: nucleoside transmembrane transporter activity. The record is from RefSeq and is a predicted model, not a curated record. Gene Ontology annotation, biological process: nucleoside transmembrane transport. Lineage: Eukaryota; Metazoa; Chordata; Actinopteri; Clupeiformes; Clupeidae. The transcript has 7 exons. Gene Ontology annotation, cellular component: plasma membrane; Golgi apparatus. The coding region runs from base 506 to 1939 and encodes 477 amino acids.
GCGGAGUUUACUGUCUAUGGGAGUGAAGCGGUUUGCUGUUUGUUACUGUUGACUCGAAAACUUCGUCUUGUUUGUUUGGUUAUGUAGCCUAGCUGGAAGAGAUAAAGAACAUGUUGACCUCUCGCAGUUAGAACACCGCUUACUUACACUUACCAUGGAGGCUGUGAUAGUCUGUUCAUGAUAACAAAGACCCCAUGGCAGACUCAUCUCCACUGUAACAAACUGCAUUCUCGGGGGACCAUGUUUCUCAGAUGAGCUACGCACACAUCUUAAGAACAACAAGCAAAGGGCCCCUGUGUUCUAAACACCUCCUCUGUUACCAUUUCUCCUCUCUCUUUAUUUUUCUGCCUUUCCUCAUUCACCCCUAAUCUAUCAAACUCCUCCCGUCUCUCAUCUUUCUCCUCAUCCCUUCUUCUCUCCUCCCCUCCUCUCCUCCCCCAAUCUUUCCUCCAACCCUCCACCCCACCCCACCCCAUGUCCCCUUCCUCCUCACGCCCCGUGAGACAUGAACGGCAUUGAGCCGCCACAGGCCAGUCUAAACUCAGCCUACGUGGCCGUGCCACAUUCCUCCAUGUCCGACGACGAUGAGGACCGAGCCCAGGGCCCCGGAGGCGACCAGGCCCCGCUGCUGCCCGCCACGACGGGGCCGCUGGCCACCCGGCACAGCCCCGAAGACACCCACUAUUUGGUGUACAUCAUCUUCUUCGUGAUGGGCAUUGGCUCGCUGCUGCCGUGGAACUUCUUCAUCACGGCCAAGCAAUACUGGCUGUUCAAGCUCAGCAACAACUCGCGCACGGAUGGCCACGGGGAGCCACCACACUCAGACCUCAGUGACUACUUUGAGAGCUACUUAGCCAUCGCCUCCACAAUUCCCUCUGUCCUGUGUUUAGUGCUCAACUACCUCCUCGUGAACAGACUGUCGUCGCAGGUGCGUAUCCUCUCGUCCCUGUGUGUGAUCCUGGUGGUGUUUGUGGUGACCACGGUGCUGGUGAAGGUGGACGUGUCGGGCUGCCAGCAUCAGUUCUUUGCGGGCACACUGGCCAGUGUAGCCCUGGUGAGCGGAGCCUCCAACCUCUUCUCCGGCAGCGUGUUCGGCAUCAGCGGCCACUUCCCCAUGCGCAUCUCCCAGGCCCUCAUCUCAGGACAAGCGAUGGGCGGCACAUUGAGUGCAGUGGCGUCCGUGAUCGACUUGGCGGCGGCUGGGGACGUGACGGACAGUGCCCUGUUCUACUUCCUGACGGCCGACGUCUUCAUCCUCAUGUGUAUCAUCAUGUAUCUGCUGCUCCCCAAGCUGGCCUACUCACAGUACUACAUGGCUCUGGCCGGAGUGGCCGGGCCCUCUGAGGGGUCAGCAGACGGGCAUGCUGGUGGCGGUGCUGCCGCCUCGGUCUCGGUGCCCCCACUGAAGCCCAUCCUGCGCAAGACGUGGGUGCUGGGCUUCAGCGUCUUCUACGUCUUCUUCAUCUCCAUCAUGGUCUUCCCGGCCGUCUCGUCGGGCAUCCAGUCGGUCCAGCACGACUCGGGCAGCCCCUGGACCACCACCUACUUCGUGCCGCUCACCAGCUUCUUCCUUUACAACGUGGCGGACUUCUGCGGCCGGCAGAUCACCGCCUGGCUCCAGGUGCCCGGCCCCACCAGCCGAGUGCUGCCCGCUCUGGUGGUCAGCCGCACGGUGCUGGUGCCCCUCUUCAUGUUCUCCAACUACCAGCCGCGCUACCACCUGCACAAGGUGCUGUUCGCUCAUGACCUCUUCCCCGUGGCCUUCAUCACGCUGCUGGGGCUCUCCAACGGCUACCUGGGCACGCUGCCCAUGAUCUACGGGCCCAAGGUGGUGCCGCGGGAGCUGGCCGAGGCCACCGGGGUCACCAUGUCCUUCUUCCUGACACUGGGGCUGGCCGUGGGCUCGGCCUUCUCCGUGCUUAUCGUCCACUGCAUCUGAUGGGACAGGGCACCAGAAGGUGGACUAGAGGACUUCUGGUUGAUGGGGAAAGUACAGUGGAAGGGGGCACCACAGGCCCUCACAUUCCUCUCCUCUCCUCUCCAUCUCCAGAGCCCAGACUAGGCAUCCACAGGGCAUGGGCUAACACUAUGAACGUAACACAAAGCUGAGAGAGAGACCAUACUAAACUAACAGUCUACUUCCUGAUUAGCUCAGCAAUGGUAAUUUUUUUAAAGAAGCAUUACAUUUUACCCUGCACAUUUGAAUAGGGAUGCAGGCAAGGGUUUCUACUGUAUGCAUUACCUUAUAUUUGUAUGUUUUAGAUUUUUUUUGUAUUUGAACUUUUAGAACUUUAUCUUGCAGAUGACCAUAUGAUUUCAUUGUCGUGGUGUCUCAGGAUGUUGUUGACUGAUCUCAUUGCUUACUGCCUCGAUUGAUGAAGUCUUAAAUUAAAGACACUCAGGCAUUGCGCACAUGGGCAGGUUGUGUAAUGGCUGAUUUGUCGCCGACACAUGCGUCCUCACGCUGUGUCUUGCCUCAUCCUCAGAUCAGGAAAGCCUGCUGAGCUGGCUCCAUGAACUUCUCAUAGCCACUUUCACUUCUUCAAUCAAUCUAGCGUGGCAUUUGGGCUGCCUUUCAAGUGUGCUUCAGACUUGCACAGAAGCCACCUCAAAGAAGAUCUGGAGAGAGUGUAGGGAGAUAGGAAGCUCAUUGGCUGCAGAGUGGGACUGACUUGAAAGCCUGUAGCACUUCACUUUGUUUAUCAUGUACACACAAAACAUCAGUAUGUAAACAUUGCUGCUGUUUCACCUCUCCAUUAAGAGUACAAUGAUGAGCAAAUUGAAAUUGUGGCACAGAAAGUGUUGAAACAAGCGCCAAUAGCCCUGUUUUAGGAAGGUUUUGCAUUGUAUCAUCACCUAAAGACAGCCUUGAUGUUCCUAAAACACAGCAAUAAUAUAGUGUGCUUUUCUCUGGAAACUGCUCGUGGAAAGUGAUAGAUGGGUGUGGGGACGGGCCAUUUCCAUGAUCCACCCUUGGUCUCUGGUGAUGUGAGUGUGCUAUGAUAUUCACCAAAGAGCUUGUGGAGCGCAUCAGCCCAUUGAGUGAUCUGCAUGUUGUCUUCCUUUUCUUUUCAUGACCUCUUUGGGUUUACACCUGUGAAGUUGUACUUUAUGAACUGUUCAUAUUAUGUGUUCUCAGUCAUUUCAUGACAGUUUUCUAAUCUUUUGCAUUGGUACAUCUCAAAUCAUCUAACAUUUUCAAAACAUUUAAGCACAUUUCUUGAAUUAGUGCCUAAAAAAUGUGACUUGUUAUGGUUUCUACCUCAUGUUGACUGUGCCAUAAAAUUAUAGCCUGGAAGAUC